GAACAUGCUCACGAAGCGACCAGCUUCGGCAAACAUCGUCAUCUGUCGUGAACUGAGACUCGGUGAAGGAUGGAGGAAGAGGCACGCAAGCUUCUCGAAGAAGGAAUAAGAAAGAAACUGGUCAGUCCCGGUAAAGGAGAGCUAUCGACCUUCCCCAAUGGAACCAAGGUGGUCUUCCACUACCGCACCAGCCUGUGUGAUGGCACAGUCCUGGAUGACUCCAGAACGAUGGGGGGCCAAAGCAAACCCAUGGAGCUCAUCCUCGGCAAGAAGUUUAAACUAGCUGUGUGGGAGAGCAUAAUCAUCACCAUGAGACAAGGCGAAAUUGCAGAAUUUCUCUGCGACACCAAGCACACAGCACUGUACCCACUUGUGUCCCAGUCCCUGAGAAACAUCAGCGCUGGUAAGGACCCCCUGGAAGGUCAGAGACACUGCUGCGGCAUCGCCCAGAUCCACUCCCACCACUCUUUGGGGCAUAAGGACCUGGAUCAGCUUCAGGCCAGUCCGCAGCCUCUCGUCUUCACCAUUGAGCUGCUGGAGGUUCUGCCUCCAGGGUCGUUCCAGCUUGAUGUGUGGGCUAUGACAGACGAAGAAAAACUAGAAUUUGUGCCUCAGAUCCACGAGGAGGGCAACAUGCUCUUCAAACAAGGCCAAAUUAAGGAGGCCACAGACAAGUACUACAAUGGUAUUGCCUGCCUCAAAAAUCUACAGAUGAAGGAGCAUCCUGGAGAUGAAGCAUGGGUUAAGUUGGACCAUAUGAUCACACCACUGCUCCUCAACUACUGCCAGUGCAAGUUACUCGAGGGCCAGUACUACGAAGUCAUUGAACACUGCUCGUCCUUGGUCUUCAAAUAUGAAGAUAAUGUGAAGGCCUACUACAAGCGGGCUAAGGCUCACGCCGCGGUGUGGAAUGAGACAGAGGCACGAGCAGACUUUGCUAAGGUGUUGGAGCUAGACCCCACUUUGGGACCGUCUGUAGCCAAGGAGCUGAGGGCCAUGGAGGAGAGGAUCCGCUCCAAGGAAAAGGAGGAAAAAGGCCGCUACAAAGGCCUGUUCAACUACAACACGCCACCAGCCACUGCCACGACAGGUUGAAUCUCUCACUGGGUUGGAAACAAGAGGAUGCCUGUGAAUUUCAAGAUGGAGUAGAGACAGUAGACACUGCUGGUGUUUUAAUUUUAUCCACAAUGCACCCAAAGCCAAACACUUUCGCCACCCUGCCCUCCAUGGUACACGCAGAAACGCUCUCCGAUACGGUCAGGUUGUACACACACACGCACCCACAGUUCACCAAGGUGCAAUUUGUAUUCCUGCCUUAUUCCUCUAAACUCCUUCUCUUAAUUAGGAAAAUUCACUUUUUUUUUGAUUAGGAUAUACUAGGUUAUCAGGUUGGCUUUCAUGAAAGGUCCAAAAUCCCACAGUAACCUUAGGUCUGUACAGGCCAGCAGCACCAUUUACUGAGAGCAUCGUGGUCUUCACUCUGAACAUGUACCUCCAGUAUAAAUUCCAGUUUAUUAGAGUCUGUAAAGGUGUCAGAAAUGUCAACAUUCUUGUUGAAUAACUUGCUCACAAUAAUGGGCUCCCUAUAGACUUACACCCUUAGCAACAGCUUUCACAGGAUCUGCUGCAGAGAGAUUUUUCUUGUCUUUUCGUAUGAAUUAAUGAUAAAUUUAACAGUAUAUAUAUAUAUAUAUAUAUACGAAACGCCAAUUUUCCACAGAAUUAGAAGAAAGUAGCUUAUGCGUUUAAUGUUGUACUGCCUUCUCUGAAACGUGUGCAGAGCUGUAGGAUAAUCUUGGAAUUCCUCAUAACUGUAACCCAGCAAGGAAAAUUUACUAUCAAUUCCAAACAGAAAUGCCCUCCCCUCAGAAAAUCUUUUUUUUUUUUUUUUGCACUAAGAACAUCAUGUACUCAAAUGCACACCUCUGCCUUGCACCGUCAGAUCAUGUUUUUUUAAUCUUGGUCACAGCAGAAGCACUGGAAUAAGUAGAAGACCAUUAUCUCCUGGUGGUUGCGACUGGGAAACUGAGCGAUCUGUGACAAUCAUUAUAUAACACACAUGAACUUGUGUUGUCUUUGCUUUCUUCUGUAUACUUAUUUCAUUUAUGUAUGAAAUGCCAUUAUGUUGUUCUUGUCAAGAUGUAUUCAGCAAAACCCUCAGUAUCUCACUUGCUUAGAAAGAGCUUCUCAUUGCUCUUCAAGGUGAAGCAGUGGGUCAUCAGGCGAACCUGUCUGAAGUGACAUGUUACAGAGGUUGCGAUUAUGUAACUGAAAAUAAAUGUGUCUGUCCCCAA
Lates calcarifer (barramundi perch) is the source of this 2294-nucleotide messenger RNA. RefSeq names its product aryl hydrocarbon receptor interacting protein (gene aip). NCBI's taxonomy places the organism in Eukaryota, Metazoa, Chordata, Actinopteri, Centropomidae. Gene Ontology annotation, molecular function: protein binding; peptidyl-prolyl cis-trans isomerase activity. The record is from RefSeq and is a predicted model, not a curated record.